AUGUGGCUAGGGAAAGGAGAUGUCACCAAGCACUUCCCCUGUACGGAGCGGGGUCUCAGUCGAUACACAAAGAAGGCGCCACUGCCGCACUGCGCUCUGCCUCACACAAAGGACCGCGCCACCACCCCCUCGCCCCGCCCGCCGGGACUUGUAGUUCCCGUUCCCCCCGCCAAGCCACAAAGGAGGAAGCGGCCAGACUACAGCUCCCAGCAGCCUCCGCGUCCGAGCCCCGCACCCUCUGCCUCCAUCUUGGCUGCGGUCGGCGCCUCCAUUUUCGCUCCCUCCCCCCACUUUAGUCACCACCACCACCACUACCACCACGCGCCCCGCUGGUCUCAACUCCUCGCUUCAGUCUGCGGCCUAACUUUGGCCUCUUGCUACCCCCAUUUGGACCCUGAGGUCGUACUCACCCCAACAGCUCAGCGCCCCCUCUCCAGCGCCGCCAUAAGCAGCACGGCCCGGUACGUAGGAAUAAAUCUCGCUUCUCUCGCGAGAGUUCCGGGCUCCGAGCGCGUGCACGGGAAGCGGGGCGGGAGUUUCAACAAAUGUAUUGAAGAUGAUUAUGACUUCCCAUUUGCAAUGACUACUCUCUCCAGAAAUGGGGAAAACAUCGAUUCGGAUCCUGCCUUACGAAAAGUUAACUUUUUGCCCAUGCUUGAGCAGAUUGGUAAUUCUGACAGUUGUCACUAUCAAGAAGGACUAAAAGACUCUGGUUUUGAGUUUGGAAAUGAAAAAGUAAGUUUGAAAUUAGAAGAAGGAAUUCAAGAAAAUAAAGAUUUAAUAAAAGAGAAUAAUGCUACAAGGCAUUUGUGUAACCUACUCAAAGAAACCUGUGGUAGAUCUGCAGAAAAGACAAAGAAAUAUGAAUAUGAACGGGAAGAAACCAGGCAAGUUUAUAUGGACCUAAAUAAUAACAUUGAGAUCGAGUGGGAAUUACAGAAUGAGAACUUAAAAGAAUCAAAUGAGAAACAGGAUCAUUUGGCUUCAGAACUAGAAGAUACUAAAGUGUCUUUGCAAAGAAGCAUGAGUACUCAGAAGGCUUUAGAGGAAGAUUUACAGAUAGCGACAAAAACAAUUUAUCAGCUCACUGGAGAAAAAGAAUCUCAAAUGGAAGAGUUUAAUAAAGCUAAAGCUGCUCAUUCAUUUGUGGUUACUGAACUUAAAACUACUAUCUGCAACUUGAAAGAAUUAUUGAGAACAGAACAGCAAAGAUUGGAGAAAGAUGAAGAUCAAUUGAAAAUACUUACCAUGGAGCUUCAAAAGAAGUCAAGUGAACUGGAAGAGAUGACUAAGUUUAAAAACAACAAAGAAGUAGAACUUGAAGAAUUGAAAAAAGUUGUGGCAGAAAACCAAAAGCAUUUAGAUGAAAAGAAACAAUUUGAGAAGAUUGCUGAAGAAUUAAAAGGAACAAAACAAGAACUAAUUGGUCUUCUCCAAACCAGAGAGAAAGAAGUACAUGAUUUGGAAAUAAAAUUAACUGCCACUGCAACAAGUGAACAGCAUUAUUCAAAACAGGUUAAAGAUCUGAAAACUGAGCUUGAAAAUGAGAAGCUUAAGAAUACUGAAUUAACUGCAAGCUGCAACAAGCUUUCACUUGAAAACAAAGAACUAGCACAAGAAACAAGUGAUAUGGUCCUAGAAAUCAAGAAACAGCAAGAAGAUAUUAAUAAUAGAAAACAGCAAGAAGAGAGGAUGUUGAAACAAAUAGAAAAUCUGGAAGAAGCAGAAACACAAUUAAGCGUUUAUUUGGUUGAGAAAGCAAAACUAAUAGCUGAUGAAGCAGUAAAAUUACAGAAAGAAAUCGAUAUACGAUGUCAACAUAAAAUAGCUGAAAUGGUAGCACUUAUGGAAAAACAUAAGCACCAAUAUGAUAAGAUUGUUGAAGAAAGAGACUCAGAAUUAGGACUUUAUAAGAGCAAAGAACAAGAACAGUUAUCAAUGAAAGCAUCUUUGGAAAUUGAACUAUCUAAUCUCAAAAAUGAACUUUUGUCUGUUAAGAAGCAACUUCAAAUAGAAAGAGAAGAAAAAAAAACACAGACAUCUUUGUUGGAAACACCUGAAACUAGUUAUCGGAAAUUUGAUUCUAAAGCAGCUUCUUCACAAAAUAUAUCUCGAAAUUUCACAUCAGUUGAUCAUGGCAAAUCCAAAGAUAGAAGAGACUACCUGUGGACAUCUGCCAAACGUACUUUAUCUACACCAAAGGUGAAGACACCAACAAAAAUGAAAAUACAUCAAAGAGAAAACAAGAAUAUACCCACUGAAGAGAAUAACAAAAAGAGAAAAAUGGUCUUUGAAUUCGAUAUUAAUUCAGAUAGCUCAGAACCUACUGAUCUUUUGAGCAUGGUUUCAGAGGAAGAGACAUUGAAAAAACUAUGCAAGAAUAAUAAUCCACCAACUUCUCAUCUUUGUGUCAGAACACCAAAAAAGACUCCUUCAUCUCUAACAGCCCCUGGAUCUUCAGUGAAGGUUGGAUCUAUGAGAACAAUACGGGAGGACCAUUGGUCUGUAAUUUCUAAAAUGGAUAGGAAAAAAAAAGUAAAGGAAGCAGAAAAGCUGUUUGUUUAGUUUCAGAAAAUCAGUGUGAUUAAGGAGGCUAAUAACGUCAAAUAUAAAGUUAAUUUUUUAUUCUUAUUUUCCAAAGAGCCAAACUUUAUGUGGAAAUUGACACUUUGAAAAAAUAUUAGCAAAAAUAAUUUGUUUCUUCAUAUUUUUGGCGUAAAUUUGAAAUAACUACAUAUUAUUUGAAAACUUGUCAUUAUAUUCAGAUAAUUAGAUGAUUAUAUUUUGUUGUUACCUUUUCUUGUAUUUGUGAAAACUGUUUUUACUAAGUUUUCAAAUUUGUAAAGUUAGCCUUUGGUUGCUAGGAAUGUAUUGUAGAGAUGUAUUCUUUAUUCUUUACUAUUAAAAUAUUUUGGAUG
Propithecus coquereli (Coquerel's sifaka) is the source of this 2918-nucleotide messenger RNA. RefSeq names its product synaptonemal complex protein 1 (gene SYCP1). The transcript is spliced from 26 exons. Gene Ontology annotation, biological process: synaptonemal complex assembly; lateral element assembly; meiotic DNA repair synthesis. Gene Ontology annotation, cellular component: central element; synaptonemal complex; male germ cell nucleus. Gene Ontology annotation, molecular function: double-stranded DNA binding. The coding region runs from base 1 to 2565 and encodes 854 amino acids. The record is from RefSeq and is a predicted model, not a curated record. NCBI's taxonomy places the organism in Eukaryota, Metazoa, Chordata, Mammalia, Primates, Indriidae.